AUGAAAUAUACGUUUGAGUGGCCUUCGUCUGCAAACGAGGUGUACGUGACAGGGACCUUUGACAAUUGGUCCAAAUCUGUGUUGCUCAACGAGGAAAAUGGAAAGUUUUCUAAGACCCUGAGUCUUCCUGAUGAGAAGGUUUUUUACAAAUUUGUCGUCGACGGCAAUUGGGUCCUUUCCUCAGCCAAAGUUGAGACUGAUGCGGAUGGAAUCGCAAAUCAUGUCCUUUACCCUGAAGAUAUUAAGUCGGCCGAGCCCGUGGACUCUGAGGAUCGUCUUUCCAGAACUAGGACACACGAAACCGAGGCAAGUCAGUUCACAUCGAUCUCCUUCCCCGCCAGUCAUGGGGAUGCGGUUCAGACUCAGGCCUCUGGGUCUCCCGCCCUUAUCGAUGCGGAUAUUGACGAUAUGUCUUCGUCUACUCAAGUCACCCUAGAUGGGGCAGACGAUUCCUCCAUAACUCUCAACAGCGAUUCUCCGCAGAACAGAGCCCAAAACGCUCGCAGCAAUGCUUCUGGAGGUGCCAGAGGUGGUGUCUUAUCCAAAUUCAAGAGUCUAUUCAGAUAA
Molecule: messenger RNA, 567 nt
Organism: Kuraishia capsulata CBS 1993
Lineage: Eukaryota; Fungi; Ascomycota; Pichiomycetes; Pichiales; Pichiaceae
Exons: 3
Coding region: 1-567 (188 amino acids)
Biological process (GO): signal transduction
Cellular component (GO): cytoplasm; nucleus; nucleotide-activated protein kinase complex
Molecular function (GO): protein kinase binding
Source: RefSeq, a predicted model, not a curated record